GAAGUGGUGAUCUAGAAGCUGAUACCUGUAGAGCAUCACAUUUUCCUGGAUGUGGGAAAUGGAGGGUCCCUGGGAGAGAAACCAAGAAUUCAGGUACCAGCCAUCCAGGCAGUGCUCGAGCUGCAGAAACUGACACCAGCCCUCAAAGGACCUGGACCUCUGGCCCAACCUUCCCCAGUGGCUUUCUCUGUAUUAGCUGCUUCUGCACCAGAUACUUUCAGCUGCAACUCCCUGCAGGGUGGGGCACCCCUCUCAGCCAGAAGGUUUUGGUGCCCCCCACUGACCCUACACCCCAGGGCUGCUGCUGCUGCCUGUCACCUCAGGAUGAAAGGGGAGACCCCUGUGAACAGCACUAUGAGUAUUGGGCAAGCACGCAAGAUGGUGGAACAGCUUAAGAUUGAAGCCAGCUUGUGCCGGAUAAAGGUGUCCAAGGCAGCAGCAGACCUGAUGACUUAUUGUGAUGCCCACGCCUGUGAGGAUCCCCUCAUCACCCCUGUACCCACUUCGGAGAACCCCUUCCGGGAGAAGAAGUUCUUCUGUGCCCUCCUCUGAGCUGCCCUGUCCCUCCUCACAACUCCCCACCUUUCCCUCUCCUGGGCCCUUCCUUAGGUCAGUAACUGUUGUAAGCCCGUGAGGCUCCCUGCAUCCCAUUCCUAACCUUUCCCAACCAUAUGAGGUUAUCUGAAGCACAAGGCCCUCCCUCGCCUGUCAACCCCAUUUCCUCACCCUCUGACACGGGGCACCCUUUGCUCCGCCCACAAAAGGGCCCCCAGUCAGGCUCUGCCAGCGUCCUGCCAGUUUCCCUCUGUGACCCGCUCAGACAAUGGAGAGAGGGAUGGGCCAGGUGCUUGCUUUCGAUCUCACCUGGAGCUAUUGGAAGGGUAAAGCCAUUUGAAGAAUAAAGUCAUCCAGAGCCUCAG
This is a messenger RNA of Microcebus murinus (gray mouse lemur), 920 nucleotides long. RefSeq names its product G protein subunit gamma 3 (gene GNG3). Gene Ontology annotation, cellular component: heterotrimeric G-protein complex. Gene Ontology annotation, molecular function: G-protein beta-subunit binding. Gene Ontology annotation, biological process: G protein-coupled receptor signaling pathway. The record is from RefSeq and is a predicted model, not a curated record. NCBI's taxonomy places the organism in Eukaryota, Metazoa, Chordata, Mammalia, Primates, Cheirogaleidae.